AUGAGUGGCUCGAGCACAACAACAUUGACGGUGCUGUCUCUCAACUGUUGGGGCCUUGCCGUAAUAUCAAAGUUGCGGCCACAGCGAAUGGAAGCAAUAGCUGAUGCCCUGGCUACUUCGGCUUAUGAGAUAGUUGGCCUGCAAGAGGUGUGGGUAUACGCAGACUAUGAGCUCAUCAGGUCAAGAACCAAAUCGAGAUUCCCUUAUUCAAAGUUUUUCCACAGUGGAAUAUUCGGUGGUGGGCUAGCAAUUCUAUCGCGAUAUCCUGUCGUGGAAGUCUCCUUCCAUCCAUACAGACUGAAUGGCCGGGCAAUAAAUUUUUAUCAUGGUGAUUGGUAUGUUGGAAAAGGUGUUGCGAGUAUAGUCAUCGACCAUCCAGUGGGAGGAUUCACCGAGGUGUUUAAUACGCAUACACAUGCUGGAUAUGGACCUAGAGAAAAGGACGAAUAUUUAAGUCAUAGAAUCGCGCAAGGGUGGGAGAUAGCCAACAUAUUGAGAGCAUCUGCGGCACGGGGACGUAAUGUCAUUGCUCUCGGUGAUUUUAACAGCAGAUCCGACACCUUAUUCUACAAACUCGUUACUACACACGGACAAAUAACUGAUGCUUGGAAUUUCCAACAAAAGACUUCAAGGUUCUGGUGUAGUAACGCAAAAGUUGUGUUUACGGAAGUGAUACCAGAGUUGAAUUGUAGUUUUACUGACCAUUUUGGCGUCGAGGCUACUUUCACGAUUGUAGGGGGUGGUAAAGCUUCGGUUAUUCCGUUGACUGUUUGGGAGCAGGGGAUGUAUGAUUACGAGCAUGAUUCGGAUUCUGCAACAUUUGAUGACAUACUCGAGGUUUUCCGCAACGACCUUGAGAAAUCCAUAUCAAAGCAAAAAUUGCACUUUGCAAUUUUUUACACGUCUUCAUCUAUAAUUUUUAUCGGCAUCUUAAUGACCAUAAUUAUUCAAGCUAGUGCUCUUAACCCCCCAUCUUGGGUUAUUGUUAUCAUUACUAUUGCUAUAGCAUUGUUCGCCGCACUUGGUACUAUAUUUGGGUUGAUUGGGCUGCUGUCUGGGAAUUCAGAACAGAAUGGAUUGAAGUUGGUGAUUGAUGAGGUAGAAUCGUGGACUGAAGGAAAGAAAAUAGUAGAGAGCAGGAGAACUAGCUACAGAGAUGAUGGAGGUGGUAGUCAGCGAUCGUCCGGGGGCGUGGAGAUUGAUGUGAAAAAAUUGACUUGA
This is a messenger RNA of Paraglomus brasilianum, 1221 nucleotides long. The record is from the annotation of a GenBank genome assembly. Lineage: Eukaryota; Fungi; Glomeromycota; Glomeromycetes; Paraglomerales; Paraglomeraceae.